UUGCGGUACCCGGAAAACAUGUCAGAGUGGGAUCUCAUUUCUCACGCACAUCUGCCUGUGACGUCUCCCGAUCCAACCGGUCAGGCUGCUGCUGUGUUGGUAGCUGGUAGGUAGCUAGCUGCUAGCUAACCUACUGAGCUACCUCCUCCUCCGCCUCCGAGGGCAGCUGAACGGAGCCGUGAAUGAACCCCGCGCAUCGAUGCAUCUCCUGGGGCCACGAUGGCAGCGACAGACACGACAGCGGCAGCUAGCCCCCCUCUCUCGCCACUACAGGAGGAUGCUGAAGCUGUUCGGUGUGCUGGUUAUCCUCGGACUGGCCCUGGCGUGCAUCACCUCCUGGGUGCUGGACAGCUAUGACACGGCUUGGCACCCUAAACGUAGUGUUCAGCACCCGACUGUGGGUGAUGGAGAUGAGUCGAAGGGGAGUUCUCCACCAUUUCCCGGCGGCGAGUUGAGCAAUAUAUUCUGGUUUAUACAGGUGUCCGACAUUCACAUAAGCCGGUUUCAUGACCCCAGACGCAUUCCAGAUUUUGAAAAGUUCUGCACUGACACUGUUGAAGCAAUCAAACCUGCUCUAGUUCUUGCAACAGGGGAUCUCACUGAUGCGAAAACAGAGAGUAAGGUGGGCUCUUUGCAGCAUGAGGUGGAGUGGCAGGCCUACCACAAUGUCUUGAAGAGGUCCCGCGUGAUGGAGCGCACACGGUGGAUAGACAUCCGUGGAAAUCAUGAUGCCUUCAAUAUUAUGUCACUGGACAGCACCAACAACUAUUACAGGAAAUACUCGGCCAAUCAGAAAGUUGGCUCUUUCCACUACGUGCACAAAACCCCCUUUGGCAACUACUCCUUCGUCUGUGCGGACGCCACUCUGACUCCAGGACCCAAGAGGCCGUACAAUUUCUUCGGGAUACUAAACCAGACUCAGAUGGACCUGCUGGACACGUUCAGAGCUGAGAGUCUUAAAAGCAACCAGUCGAUCUGGUUUGGCCACUACACCACCUCUACUGUCGUCUCCCCUUCACCUGGAGUUCGGGAUGUGAUGAGAUCUGCAGUUGCGUAUCUGUGUGGCCACCUGCACACACUAGGCGGCCUGAUGCCCGUCCUCCAUAGCCGACAUCCCCAAGGAACUCUGGAGCUGGAGCUGGGUGACUGGAUGGAUAAUCGCAGGUACAGAGUUCUGGCUUUUGACCACGACCUGCUGAGUUUCUCCGACCUGAAGUUCGAGCAGUGGCCUGCAGUGCUCAUCACCAACCCCAAGGACGCGCAGUACCUGCACCCCGGAGUGGAGCCGCUGGGUCGGAUACGAAGGUCGACACACAUCAGGAUCUUGGCCUUCUCAGAGGCAGCAAUCACAGCCGUGCAUGUAAGCGUGGACGGCGAACCUCUGGGGAAAUGUCACCCUGCUGGAGGUCCUCUUUAUGUUCUGCUGUGGGAUCCAUCUCUCUACCUCACUGGACUGCACACCAUCAGAGUAAAAGUGGAGGACGCGGCAGGCCGGUCGUCGGUGCGGGAGCAGCACUUUACUCUGGAGGACGACCUGACUCCUAGCUUUGGUUUCGUGCAGUCCUUCAUCCUCCUCACAGACCACUACAUCCUGGGCCGAGUGGCCUUCAUAUUCAUGAUGCUGCUGAACAUCGGCAUACUGUUGGCAUUCAGGUUCUUGAGUGUUCCCUCCAGGAGAGGAGUGUACUCUCAAGUGUGCAUGUCACUGCAUCUGGUCAGUACAAUGGACACCUUCUUCUACUCUCUGCUGCUCUUCAACCUCUGCACAGCCUUAGGUCCAUGGUUUAUAGGAGAGCUGAUAGAUGGCCAUAGUGGUGCCUGCUUCGCCUUUGGGGUCUUCAUCGACGGACACUUCCUGGAGGGCAGUCUCACUUAUGUUGUUGGAGUUGUUCAGCUGCUGUUCUUCAACAUGCCCCUCACCUCUUAUCUGUGCUGGAGCCUUCACCACCGUUGCCGCGGCAACACCUUCCGAUCUCACUUCCUGCGGCCGGGCUGCCGCUGGAGGACUCUGGCGGUGCACGUCUUCAUGCUGCUGCUGCUCGCCUGGCAGGCCCACUCCUGCUACUUCCUCCUGGAGACCUACGGCCCCACGGCCUUUUUCCUGUCUCCUGUCCGCACGUGGGCGCUGGGCUUCAGUCUGAUACUGGUGUACCGCGCCUGGACAGGCCCCGCCCCUCUUCUCCGGGAACACAGCAAGAGCGUCUCUUCCUCUUGACAGUAAUUGCACUGUACCACCACCACUACAACCACUUCCACAGUCCCGGUCCCCCCCCCCCCUCCAGCCUGACUCACAGAUAUAUUUUGCUGUCUCUAUCCAUCCUGGACGCCUCAGUUUCUCCCUUCCUUCCAUAUCCACUUCACAGUACAUCUCUCACUCUCCUGUUUCUUGGUAGUAUUGUUUACUUAAUAUGCAUGUUAUUGUAAAGCACUGGUGAGCACAUUUCUGGCCAUAUUCAUAGCAAUGUGUACAGUGUAAGAAAAACCUUGGAGACAUGAGGGUAACUAGCUUAUUGGAGCUAUGUGAGGACUUUUAAAUGUGUGCCGCAGUCAACAGUACACAGAGAGCUGCAGUUUAAGCUGACUCAUUUACUUGAGCUUACGCACUUUUUUGGAAGUGUUGCCUUGGCCUAAUGCCACUCCACCACUGCCAAAUGAUGAAUAAGAAAGAUUUCACCUUUUAUUCUUCCCUCUGGAAAUCAUUUCAUUCACUAAGAGGCUAGACGUGCCAAACCCAUCCUCUUGUUUACCCUCCAGUAUACAGUUCGUGUGAAUAAGAAAGAAGCGUGUACGCCUCAUUUUGUAUACUGUGAGCCCUCCCUGACUUCUCAUAACUGACAGAGCGCAGUAGUAAGAGUCUCUUUAGUGAAGAUCACACAGCUAUUACAGCCCAUGAUGAUCAUAUUUUCAAGUUUAUUCUCCGUAUGGUUACAGGAAAUCGAAGGAAGGGAAUACAAAUCAGUUGAGUACUGUACAUGAUGAUUUCAAGUGUUUUUAAUGAUUCCAUUGCACACGACUGCCACUAAAAAGUCUCAAUUCUAGCAUUGAGUAGUCAUAUCAAAAACUUCAAUGCCAUUAUACAGACACAUACACACACACACACAAACAAAAACACACACACACACACACACACACACACACACACACACAAAGCUAGCCGGCCUGACUCUUUGUGCUCCUUCAAACGUGAAUACAGAAAGCAGCUGUUUGUUUCUCAGGAAUGUGAGCACUCAAACAACAGGCUGGUCCCAGAAGUAUUUCAGGACAAUGUUUUUAUACUCCACAGUAGCUCAGUGAACUCAAUCCAUGUUAAACAGUUGAGAUGUGUGGUGGCGAAGAAAAAAAAAUGAAUGUGUUCUAGAUGUGAUGAAAUGAGAUGGAAAAAAAAGUACUAUGCUGUUUUCUUAAUUUAUUGAUUCUGAUUGUAUUGAGUGGUUUCUUCCCCCCCUACAUGUUAUAUUAUAUCUGCACUGGAAAUGCCUGCCUCAUGGUCAUGUGGUCAGGAUGAUAAAAGAGCAUUCCCAGCUUUGUGUGUGUGAGGACACAUUUGUCUGUAAUGCCUCAGAAUGAAGAUUCCUUAAUUUCAGUGAAGGAGCGGGAGCAGGUAGCUGUCUGUUAAGAGUCUGUUGCACUCUUAAUUCAAUCCUUUCUUGUCUGUAGUAACAGGUGCUGGAUUCUACAAGAACAAUGUGAUUUUAAAAAGCGACAACCAGGGUGGAGAUCCCAUUUAUGAAGUCUUUUAUUAGAAGCAAUGUUCCAACAAAGGGUUUUUCUUUUUUGAGCCAUGCACGAUGUGAGUGCAGAGUAAUAAGUGCUCAGCACUGUGAAGCAGCACGUAGUUUAAUAUUACAACUGCUGAGAAAAUUAAAUGAUGUGCACUCAUGCUGGCAAUGGUUUAAUACGCUUCUCCCCUUCUUUACAUAGACGAGACGUUUCUUUCAUGGGAGCAAAACCAAGUGUUUAAUUCCAUCAUAAAGAGGAUUAUUUGAACUGAUGGAUUUUUGUCAUCAGUAUAAAGAUGCUCCCACAAGCUAUUUGAUGUGUCCACAAGAUGGCAGUGUUGAUUCAAUUCAAAGGGGAAUACGGGGUGACUGAAUCAUUUACCCCUCAAAUUUAUGCAUGAUACUUUUAUUUAUUUAUUGUUUGCAGGAAAGCACCAACAGUUUGUAUUUGAGAGAUAGUUUAUUGAUGCUCACUGGUUAUGUUUAUCCAUCAAUCUGGUUGAUUUGUUCUGUACUGUACACUGACUUGUCUGUUCACAAGAAAAAACAGACAUCCACUCCGACACCACUACCGUCACAAAGGAUAUACUGCAAGUGAAGUUGUGGUGUUCACUUGACUCAUUCUUCAUUCUUCAUUUCCCCCCUAUGUUCAGACACUUAAGUAUAUGAAUGAAUUGACGAUGAUUUUACACCUGCCACAUAUUUUUCUUGUGACAACUGAAAUUAGAGCCAACCACUAUUUUAUUUUAUUAAUGGUUUAUAGUGCUGUGGAAUAAAAUGUUCAUUACAGUAAAUCAUA
Molecule: messenger RNA, 4518 nt
Organism: Notolabrus celidotus (New Zealand spotty)
Lineage: Eukaryota; Metazoa; Chordata; Actinopteri; Labriformes; Labridae
Gene: tmem62
Product: transmembrane protein 62
Exons: 14
Coding region: 200-2215 (671 amino acids)
Molecular function (GO): hydrolase activity
Source: RefSeq, a predicted model, not a curated record